Messenger RNA from Varanus komodoensis (Komodo dragon), 5419 nucleotides. RefSeq names its product leucine rich repeat containing 69 (gene LRRC69). Gene Ontology annotation, molecular function: protein binding. The record is from RefSeq and is a predicted model, not a curated record. The transcript is spliced from 8 exons. Lineage: Eukaryota; Metazoa; Chordata; Lepidosauria; Squamata; Varanidae. Bases 4105 to 5148 code for a protein of 347 amino acids.
CUAAAAAGAGUAGACAGAAGGCACCAGGCACACCUCUUUGGGGAGCUUAUUCCAAAGUCGGGGGCCACCACUGAGAAGGCCCUUCUUGUAGCCACCCUCAUAAUUUCCUUCACAGAGGGCUCUCCGAGAAGGACUUAGAUGAUGAUCUUAGAGUUUGGGUAGAUACAUAUGGGAAGAGGUACUACUUUAGAUAACUUGUCCCAAGCCAUUCAGGCCUUUAAAUAUUAAUGUUAAUACCUCAAAUUGGGUCUGGAUUUCAACUGAACUGAAUUGGGUCUGGAUUUCAACUGGUAACCAACGGAGUUUGUAGAGGGCUGGCGUAAUGUGUUCAUGUCAGCCAGUCCUUGUCGGCUGCCUUGCUGUCCUUUUCCAGACCAAUCGGAGUUUCCAGACCAUUUUCAAAUGCGGUCCCACGUAGACAGUAUUACAAUAAUCCAAAUGAGGGGUUACCACAGGAUGGAUUACUGUUGCUUGGUUCUGUCUGGCCAGAUAGGGUUGUAGUUGAUGAAUCAGCUGAAGCUGAUAGAAAGUACUCCAGGCCACUGAGUCCUCCUGAGAUCCCAGUGACAAUUCAGGAUCCAAGAGCACUCCCAAACUAGGAAGCUUGUCCAUGGGGGUGGGGGUACAACCCCAUCUAAGAGAAGUGUAAUAGCACCCACCUGGACAGAAAGUCCCUUCACCAACAGCACCUUCAUCUUACCUGGAUUAAGUUUUAGUUUAUUGGCCCUCAUCCAAUCCAUUAUCAAGCCAAGGCAUUGAUUCAAAGUGACCAUAGCCCCACCUGAGUAAGAUGAAAGAGGUAGAGCUGAGUUGUCAGCAUACUGAUGACAUCUCAGCCCACACCUCUCAAUAACCUCCCCCAGCAGUAUCAUGCAGAUGGCGUAAAUGCUCUGACACAGAGCAAUAAUCCCUCAGCACUAUCUUCUGGAAUUGGCCAGUCUAGGAGCAGAAUCACUGCAGUGCAGUUUCUCCAACUUCCAACCCACCUAGCCUAUCCAGAAGGAUACCAUGAUCAUUGGUAUCAAAAGCUGCUGAGAGGUCCAGGGUGACCAAGGCAGUGUUCCAUCCAAAACCGGUCCUGAAGCUCUAUUGAAGUGGAUCAGGAUGAUCUGUUUCAUACAAGAGUGCCUGGAGCUGUUCAGCUACCACUUGCCCAGGAAGGGGAUAUUGGCCACUGGCGUAUAGUUGUUAAUGUCUUCUGGAUCCAGGUUAGACCUUUUUUUUCCAAAAGUAUUUUAAAGAGGCUGGGCCUACAUCCUCUUUUCAAGAGCUUUUACAGCCUCCUGGACCCUUUCUUACUUUGAUAAGCUAUAAUGGACAAGGACACUCACACAGGCAGUGGGCUGAACUUAAUAAAACACCUUGUCUACCUCCUGAGGCCUCAAUAACUAACUCAUCUAACAAAAUUGGACCAGAUGCUGCUCUGGAUGCUUCUGUUAAUGGAACUGCAUUAAAUGUGGAGCCCCAUUCAUGACAAAUCAGCAACUUUGUCUUCAACAUGCUGUGCAAAUGAAUCAUAGUGAGCUAGUGAAGGUUCCGCAGUGUCUUUCUCUGAUCCAAUUUGUAAAAGGCUGUGAACCACUCAGAAAAGCUCUGCUGGAUGGCACUAAGGGGCUGCACUGCUGGUGGAAAAGAAUAGCCUCCUUGCCACCCACACUGCCAUGGAUUAGGCUCAGUAAUGAGCUCUAAGCCAUGUCCAUUCAGAUGCAUCAUGCAUUUUCCUCUAGCUGUUGCUGCUCAGCUACUGGGUGUUACUGUGUCAGCUGCUCUGAUCAUCUCCAUAGUCUACAGAGCAACGUGAAUGUGGUGAGCUGAAUUCUCCCAGCAGUAGCAGUCUCAUCAGCACUUCUUGCCAAACAUAAUUAUUUCGAGCAUAUACAAAGCAAAAUGGUGAACCCUCUGGCCUUCUUCACCCAAAGCCUUGCAUAUGAAUCCUGACCCUGUAGGUAGGAGUGCUGUGGAACUGGGCAUGCCUUCACUCCUCCCACUGAGAUCCUGAAUGGGCCAACCCUACAAGUGUGACGACGGACUAUUGGGUCCACCUCCUCAAGAGGCUGGAGUUCCCCAUUCAAUAGCCUCCCCAUCUCUAAAUCUCCCCCCUCAGGAGGUUGCUGCUCUUUUUUGUUCCCAUGGGAGGGUUGCCUGGGCCCCGUGAAGUAAUCUCUCCUAUAGCAGGCACAGGGCCUUGGACUGGAGCUGGAACUGGGUCUGUUUCAACAAAUCUCAUUAUCGGAGUCUGAACUGUCAGACCUGCUGGGUUAGAGCAACUCCUCUGCGCACAUCUCAUUCUCAGAAUAUGAACUGUCAGUCCAGUCAAAAUGGUCAGCCUCUUAUGUUUGCUCCUGAAGUUUGCUAGAACAUGUAUGCACAACACUUGAGCUUCGACAGGAAGGUGGCAAUGGGCCUGAAUACUGGUUGAAAAAUGCCUGAUUGAGAGGCCCAGAAACAUGUCCAUAAGCAUAGGGGUAUUGUGAAUGGUCUUAUAUCAAGUCUACUUUAUUGUGCAUCCUACUUUAUUGUUAUCAGUAUGGGUGGGUUUGCAACUGAAAUUACUUUCCCUCAAGCUGACAGAUGCGUAGGCAUGGGCUGUGUCCCCUGCUUCCACCUCCUUUAGCAUCUUGGAGCUCCCCACAUGAAUAAGGGUGAGAAAGCAAGAUGCCAGCAGGCAAAAAUGGGCAGUUUCAGCUGCUGCCAUUCACUUCCUCACCCAGUGCUCCUGACAGAACAGAGAAAGGAAGGGCUGGGUGGUCUUGUGCUGGGCUUGGAAGUCCAGAACAAGUUGACUCACUGCUAAGCUGCGGUCUGCUGCAGCUGAGAAGCAUGGACGCCAUCCUGUGCCCCUUUCCACUUGUCAGCUAUGGUGUGCCUGGGAGGAGGCCUGGCUGACCACACCAUUCUGGUUUGCUGUCCAACAUCUCUGAGAUGUGAGGUGGGGUGUAACCUGGUGUCUGCUGUCCACCCCUUUCCCAGUCUUGACUGGGGACUUGAAAAGAUGGUGUGUGAUAGGCACUUGGUCUGCCUAUCACCCCAUUUCCUCCUAUACUUGCUGGGGAGAAGGGGGAAUGGGGUUCAGGGUGCUUAGGUGUUGUGUUUGUCUUGAGUAAGGAGAAUAGAAUGGUUCAUUCCUGCUCAUCCCCACUGUUGCAAUGACAGCAGGUGGGAUCCAGCCACUUCACCUUGCUUUUUCUGAACACUGUCUCCCCAGGCUCCAUUUGCAACAUAGAAUGGAAUCAAGUUGAUUCCCCUGGACACUUGCCAAUGCAGGAUUGCUCAUGAGGGAUCCUGCUCUUUCACAUCAUCUGGAACCUGGGGGAAGUUGAUGACAGCCACACUUUGCCAGCUGAUAUCAGCUGGAGCCUCUGGCCAAACCUAAGUUUGGACAACAUGUUAAGGGGGGAGGGGGUUAGUUAAUCCCUGGAACAAGCCAUGGUCAACUGGGGUAGAUUAUGAGACACCCCACUGGUUGGCAGUAGCUCUCCAGGAUAUCUGACAGGAGACUUGCCUGGCUCUAUCGAGAUGGCAGGGAUUGGACUUGAGACCUUCUGCAUCCAAGAGAUUUACUCUGCUACUAAGAUAUACAAUCCCCCUUCAAAAUAAACCUUCAUUCGUAUUAGAACAAGUUUGAGUUGAUCUUUGGGAUUCAGUACUAUGGUUGGUGCUUUAUGUAAGCGAUCUGUGCCAAAAGCGUCCUGGAAAAGAAUGACCUGUGAACCUGGUGCCAGGUCAGAUAACCCCUCGAAACUGAUCUUUAGAGCUCCUAGCAGUGUUUCCACGUGGACAUUUUAUUUAACACAAUCUGAUCUUCUGUCCAUCGCCAUUAGAUCGUACGAGACCUUUAGGGUUGUGCAAGAGCUGUAUCCACGCUUGCUGUCCUCCCACGUUCCCCUCAUUCACAUCGCGGCGACCCGCCUUUCCCCUUCCGCGUGGUGCUUCGCCCCCUGCGCUCCUCUCGGCUUCCGUAGCGCGCUUCCUCCCGCACGAGAAAGUCGCGUCGCUUUCUUGUUUCCAUGACGACCGCGAAGGUAAGGAGGUAGCUCUUGUUUACCUACGCUGUUUCUAUGGCGCCAUGGCUGGACAGCGCUCCCGGCAGCGGAGAGAGCCAAGAUGGCAGAAUGGCAGCUGCUCCGGGCUUUGCGGGGAGGACCCGGGACGCGCUCUCUCUCACUGACAGCGAAGGGGCUGCAUCGACUGCCCCGGGACUUGGGGAAGAUGAAGAACCUGGAAGAACUAAGCCUGCGGAACAAUAAACUUCACUGCCUGCCCCAGGAAAUAGAGGCUCUGAGCCGGUUGAAGGUACUGAAUUUGGGAAACAAUAAUUUUGAGGAAGUUCCAGAGCAAUUGCAAUACCUCGAAUCUUUACAGAAGCUUCAUUUAUUUGCAAACAAGAUCACCAGAAUUUCACCUUUAGUAUUUGAUGGAUUGCAGAAUUUAGUAUUCCUCAAUCUGAACAAUAACCAGCUUAAUUGUCUUCCUCCAGAGAUUCACAGGCUUGGAAAUCUUGAAUGUUUGAGUGUGGACAAUAAUCGCCUAGAAUGUAUUCCCAAAGAACUGUGUUAUCUCCAAAAACUACAUGAACUCCAUUUGUCCAACAAUUCAAUCAUUGCACUUCCUGAAGAGAUUCGAUAUCUGACAAGGCUCAAGGUCUUAAUUUUGUCAAGAAACCAAAUAAACAAUCUCCCUGAUGGACUUUGCAAACUGAAGAGACUUAGAAUUCUAGAUGUAGCAGGAAACAAUAUCCAGAUUUUCCCUGCUGAAAUAGAAGAACUUGAGCUUGAGGAACUUUAUUGUGAAGGCAAUCCAUUGUUUCAGAAGAAUCCAGUUAGUGCCGUGCAAGAGGAGGACAUUUUGACUCUUAAGGAGGUAACAGCAAGAUUUAUUUUCACUCAGCUGGAAAAUAAAAACUGUUAUUUACAAACAGCAAUAAAACAGAAUUUAGAAGUCCAGAAGCUACUUUCCCACAAACAAGAAUGUGUUCAUUGCGGAUGUGGCUUUCUGGGCAUGUGGCUAGAAUGCGUGCAGUUUGUGGAUGUAAAACAGCGAAUGAAGACAAGCAGAAACUUGCAGCUCUUACCUGUUAGGGCACUGCUUUGUUCAUACAAAUGCUUUAACCGUCGCGACCAUGGACUCUUUGGAAUUGCUGUUCCCUAGACCGAGCAAUGAAUGGCGCACAUCAACCAUCUUGUAACAAUGUUGGCAUGCUUAAGAACGUAAACUGAAGUUAGCAUCUGAACAACAUCACGUUCAAUUUAAAAUGUAUGGUUGUGUUGGUGCAACGGUUGCAGAGAAAUGGGCAGGAAGUAUUCCCUACAGCUGUGCAGGACUGCUGGUAUGGUUUGGCAGACCUGACCUUGUUCCUGAAAAUGGAUGACUCAAGCUAAUGACAUUGUUUAGCAGUGAGGUAAAGUUUUAUCAUAACCAA